Molecule: messenger RNA, 699 nt
Organism: Diversispora eburnea
Lineage: Eukaryota; Fungi; Glomeromycota; Glomeromycetes; Diversisporales; Diversisporaceae
Source: the annotation of a GenBank genome assembly
AUGAAAAAAUCUUCUUUACGAGAUUAUGCGCAAUCCCUUCACAAUAGAGUAUCUUCCGAUGACGAAGAAAGUCGUAUCGAAACAUACGGUGAAUUUAUUGUUAGUCCGGAGGAUGAUAGUGGAGAAGUAAGAGGUUCAACCAGAGAUACAAGAAGAUUGGCAAUGGAACUUGAUCGUCAAGCUCUAGAGGCAGAAAAUCUUGAUUCUGAAGAGUUAGCUUUAAAGAUGAUUCAACGCUAUGGACGUCGUCGUGAUCAAAUUAGUCAAAUAAAGUCUACUAUACCUACGCAAUUCACUGCAGGAGUAAAUCAACCAAACUUAUUCGUUGUUCGUUAUGCACUAAAAGGAUGUGUGUAUGUUGAAGCCUGGAAAUUAGCACACCUACAAAAGGCUGUUCAAAACAUGAAUAAUUUAUUUAAUUCUGCAAUAAAACUUGUACCAUUAGAAGAAAGAUCUCAAGUUUUAACUAGAAAAAGGAAAGAAAAGGGACCUAAAGAAGGAUCAUGGGCUAGAGUCAGAAAAGGAAAAUAUGCUGGAGAUAUUGUUCAGAUUGCUUGGAUAUGGGAUGCUAAUCCCACCAUGGAUGAAAUUAAAGAAUUUCUUUUGGCGGCAGACUCACAUACUAGAAAUUUUGAUGGACCAGCUACCUUACCAACAAAAGCUGUUUUCUUUCCUGAUUCAAACGAUCGUGGUAUUUAA